This is a messenger RNA of Drosophila hydei, 2479 nucleotides long. RefSeq names its product serine/threonine-protein kinase phg2. The record is from RefSeq and is a predicted model, not a curated record. Lineage: Eukaryota; Metazoa; Arthropoda; Insecta; Diptera; Drosophilidae. The transcript has 4 exons. The coding region runs from base 501 to 2372 and encodes 623 amino acids.
AUAGAGUUUGAGUAGUUCGCUGCGCAGCAUUGCUCUGCGUUGUUGUGCGCUGCUCAGCUCUCUGCUUGUUUACUGAGGUGCUCAUUCGUUCAGAAGUGGUCGAUCGCGAAUGACGUGUGUUCUCGAUUUUUGGCGCGUUCAAUGAAAUGCUGUUGUCGUGCGCGCGCUUUAAAAUAUUUUUAAUGGAAAUUGAUUUUGAUUAAAAAGUGGCAGCCAAAUAAAUAAUUGAAAUUAAAAUUAAAUGCGUGUGAAAUUGGCAAGAAAUACCAGCUGUCAGAAACCAAUACACGAGCUUCCGUGUGUGUGUGUGACUGUGUUUAAAGUGUGUGUGUUGUCAGGGUGCGUGAAAAAAUGCACUAAACAAGAAAUCAAAGCAAAUUAGAAAAAAAAACAACAACAACAAAUAUGCCAAAUUAAGGCAGCACGAGUCGAACGCAAAAAUAAUACAAUAAAAAUUUUCUAAAAGAAAAACAAAUUGAAAUUCCGGUUCGCGCACAAACAUGCAAAAUACAAUGCAAACUUUUCCAGCAGCCGCCACUGCGGAUGCGUCGUCUGCGUCGCCGCCUGACUUUGAUUUCCAGAUGCCGUGUCGCUAUUUCAAAAGUUCUUUUGCGCGUUCGCUUUCGCUGAACAACAACAACAACAGCGCAUUAGCAUUGCCUAAGAAUUCGCCGCAAAUUGAGGCCAAGCAGCAGCAGCAGCAACAGCAAGAACAACAACAGCAACUGGAGCAGGAGCAGCAACAGGAGUUGCUUUGCUUAACGCCGCCGCCAGCGCUGCCUGCACGACGCCACACGACCAGCAACAGCAGCAUCUUGACACAUUUCGCUGCAGCGCCGGCUAAUCAGCUGCCAACUCAACAACAAAAUCAACAGCAGCAGCAACAACAACAGCAAUUCAAGCGGAAUCUGAAUCUUGCCCUCAGUUGGUCUUUGCAGGAUGCCAGUCAUGUUGCCGCACCCAACAACUUGCCGCAGCAAGCGGCUGCAGCAACGGAGCCAGCGUUAAAUGUCGAGGCUGUCAUAUUGCAAAAUCAGGUAUACACGCUGCAAUGGCAAUUGAAGCAGACCGAAACCAAUUGUGAAAUGUAUCGUGCUGUCAUGGAGGAAGUUGCUCGCUUCUUUGAGCGCUUUGAGCAGCAGCAACAGUUGCAGCAGCAGCAACAGCAACAGUUGCAGCAGCAACAACAGCAACGCCAACAGCCAACGAAUCGACACAGCUUAAGCGGCCUGGGCGAGCAAAUCUCGCGCUCAAAGAGUCUGCAUCAUGUGCAGGGUGUGCAGAGCGAUCCCAAUGGCUGCCUUGUAGAUGCAACUGGGGGCGGCAGCGGCUGCAGCAGCUCCACCGCCUCGGCCUCGAACUCCGCCUCGUAUCUGCGCGCGCGCAGCAGCACAAAUUUGAUGCUAAACAAAUCGAUGCUGACGAUGAACGAGGAGCACAGCUACGAGAGCAUUGCGCCAGCAGGCAGCUACAAUGCCUUCAAGGACUUUACCUGGCGCCGCUCCCCCAAGAAACUAGGCGGCUGCAAGUCGCGUUUGUCUUCGCCCGAGGCAGCCGAGGAGAAGCUCAAUCAGGAGGCAUUUCGUCUGGCACGCACCAUACGCAAUCUGUUGCACACAUCCCAGCAGCAGCCGGAUCUCACGAUGCUGCCACAUGGUGCAGCUGCCAACCAGAGACUCAGAAGCCAGAGUCAGAAAGCCAACUCUGCGUUGACGCUGCUGGCACCGCCACUGCUCAAUUCCACUAGCCUGGACGCAACGCUCAAUCAACCAGCUGACAACAACAAUACCACCAACAACAGCAACAGCAACAACAGCAGCAGCAUCAACAACAACAGCGCCACUUCGUCUGCUGUUAGCCCUGAACUCCUCUUCUUGCGCGCCAAUACGAUGCGAGAUUCUCGUCUAUCGCUGCGCAGCUCCACCGAUAGCUCUGUGCAUUCCACCAUCUCCUCGACGGCCUCGUCCUCGUCGAAAAUAGAAACCGAUGAAGAGAACCACACGGCCAGCAGCAGCAACAAGCAGAGCCCAACAGCUGUCAGCAACAAUCAGCACAAUGGCUCCAGCACAGAGGAUGAGAGCGGCUUCAGCUCGAUCAGCUCCUUCCAUGAUGUGGGUCUGCCGCUUAGCUCCACCUUGAUAGGCGGCAAUAGUUGCCGUCUCUCGGUCUCCACAGAGAGUCGCAACUCGACGCUGAAGUCGGCGCUGAAUGUGGUGGGCGUGCCACUGCAGCCGCAACAUUCGCCCAGCAGCAGCAGCAGCAGUAGCACCUUGAACUGCCAAUCGCCCGCGAAAACCUAUCGAAAUGCGAAUCGAUAUCAGCGCUUCUCCACGCUCUCCAACGAGGAUGCAGCCGCUGUGCUCUGGGUCUAGGCUGCACGCAUUUCGAACUCCAUUUUAAAAUUAAGUUUUAGUUAUUGUUUUUCCCUUUCGCUAGUGCCUGUCGUUUAGUUCGUAGCCGUUCCUUAAUGUUUAAAAUU